Molecule: messenger RNA, 1516 nt
Organism: Myxocyprinus asiaticus (Chinese sucker)
Lineage: Eukaryota; Metazoa; Chordata; Actinopteri; Cypriniformes; Catostomidae
Product: copper chaperone for superoxide dismutase-like
Exons: 8
Coding region: 60-866 (268 amino acids)
Biological process (GO): removal of superoxide radicals
Molecular function (GO): copper ion binding
Source: RefSeq, a predicted model, not a curated record
UGAAAUGUUCUCUGAGCUCUGAAUUUCUGCCUACGUCAUUGGCGGCGUGUGGACUAGAGAUGGACACAAACAGAACAACAAAGCUUGAAUUUGCAGUACAGAUGUCAUGUGACAGCUGUGUGAAUGCAGUGAAGGGUGUCCUGGAGAAAGAGCCAGGAGUGCAUUCAGUGCACAUAGACUUGGCCAAGGAGGAGGUGUUGGUUGAAACGGUGCUUACCUCUCUGCAGGUCCAGAAUAUCAUUGAAAGCACAGGCAAAAGAGCUGUGUUGAAGGGAAUGGGCAGCUCAGAAACAGACUUGGGUGCUGCUGUGGCAAUGUUAAGUGGGGCGAGGCUAGUGCAGGGCGUUGUCCGCUUCCUGCAGCUGUCACCAUAUCGUUGUUUGAUUGACGGGACGAUUGAUGGGCUGGCGCCUGGAGCUCACGGCUUGCAUGUGCAUGAACUGGGGGACCUUACACAGGAUUGCAUGAGUUGUGGAGAUCACUUCAACCCUUUCAGGAAACAACAUGGAGCUCCUCAAGACUCAGAGAGGCAUGUGGGAGAUCUGGGAAAUAUUAUGGCUGGUCCUGAUGGCAGAGCUUCAUUCAGAUUAGAAGACUCUCAGAUAAAGGUGUGGGAUGUGAUUGGUCGAUCUCUGGUGGUGGAUUCAGGAGAGGAUGAUUUGGGCCGUGGGAGUCACCCACUGUCCAAAAUAACAGGAAACACAGGAGAGAGGCUGGCAUGUGGAAUCAUUGCACGCUCCGCCGGAUUGUUUCAGAACCCCAAACAGAUUUGUACCUGUGACGGUGUUACUCUGUGGGAGGAGAGAGAUCGCCUGAUAGCUGGGAAAGGACGUAAAAUCACUGACGCACCGGCAGCUAAUUUGUAAUGGGGUGAGGAUGUGACCUUCCCAUGUGUUAAGGACUGCAGAUGGAUGUGAAGUGCGCAGAAGGAAAGAACAAAAGAAAGAUGAUCAAAAAGAGACCAGUUUGAAGCUGCCCAGUAUGUCCAUUCAAGUUGUAGUAUGUAAGAUCAAGCCAGUUCUUAAAGUUCAGAUGUAUCCACAUGACACAGAUCCUCAUCCCUUUUGUUGAGCCACGAUAUGCCAUAGUUAAAUUUACAUGGCAUUCAGUGACGUUAACUCUGAUUUAGUUAAAUUUUUCUACGGACUGUUUUCACAACAUUUUCUAUUUUACAGCAUCUACUGUACAGACAAGUGUAAUGCGCCUGUUAGACGUCUGUUGGAAAGUAAAAGUGUUGCAAAACAGUAAAUAUUUUACACGUCUGUCCAUACACAUUAUGCGAGUUAAAUUUAGUUUUGACUCGUUCCGUGUAAUGCAAAAAAGAUUAAUUCUAAUCACACAUUGCAUGGAUGGGCAAAAAACAACUGUUCAGCUUCUCUCUUGUUAAUUCACUCUCGAACUGCCUGUACUCUUAAAGAGACAAUACCAUUUUAGUGCUUGUUAUACAUGUCAAUGAAAACAAUGUAAAUAAAUGUAAAUGAUACAUAUUCUGCAUAUAAAUAAACAUGUAACAAAA